Molecule: messenger RNA, 3912 nt
Organism: Halichondria panicea
Lineage: Eukaryota; Metazoa; Porifera; Demospongiae; Suberitida; Halichondriidae
Product: fibropellin-1-like
Exons: 3
Coding region: 572-1888 (438 amino acids)
Source: RefSeq, a predicted model, not a curated record
GAGAGCUAUGUAUAGGACUAAAAGGAGGAUAUGCACCGCAUAUAUCCUCCGCUACCGUGGUUACUUCGAGGCGGAGCCGAGGGGUAUGUAACCACGGUAUUUUUACUGGUUUGUUUAUUAGUUUUCAGAGGCUAGAUUCCUUACUGAAAUGUAAGUGGUUGAGUAGCCUUGCCACUACGACCCACUGAAAUUAGGCCAUUGACGUCAUAAAAUAUCGACGUUUCUCUUCUAAGUAUCAAAAUUAUUGAUAGAGGGUAAGCUGCAUGUGCACAAGUUUUAGUUAGUAGUAUUAUAGACACGACCAUUUUGCUUGUUCAGAUGUUACUAUAUAGACUCAGCAAUAAUUCCCAAAAUCAAUAGCUGGGGAUUUUAUACAUCCUGCUGAUCCAUAACCUGUUGACUAUUGAUAUAUAGCAGUUGAAUGGCCUCAGUCUUUGCUUUGACUAGCCUGAACUUUGGGAACUGUGUAUGACUUAAUUUCACACAUACUAUGGCUGUGCAUAACAAGGGAUUCAUUGCUGUAUUUAAAAGGUUCAAACUCUAGGUAUCAAACAAUUUCAAGUGAGUCGUCAUGACGCCCACACUCUCUUUGCUCGCAUUAUGCAGUUCUGUGCUGCUCGUUCAAGCUCAACUCAACUGUCCGGACAUUUCCGAAGUCUGUGACAGUAAUCCCUGUACAAACGGUGCUCGCUGUCCAAGAUUCCUCAAUUCUGAAUGCAGAGUGAACACUUGUGGUGGAAUAUGCUCACCAACUUUCUUCUUUCGAGGACGCAAUGUCACAAGUCGAUGCGAAACGCUCCGAACAUGUGCGUCAAGAAGAUGUCCUCCUCGUAGGUCGCAGUGUGUUGAUGAGGUAGUGGAGUCUUGCAACAGGAGAGGCCAGUGCAGACAGAGGCUUGAAGGAAGAUGUAUUGUACCUCCCACAACACAGCAACCCAAUACAAUCUCAACUUCAGCCACUCCCCUACCAACUAACAGCACCCCCUUCACUAUGUCACCAACAGAGAAUCCAUUUAUUACCAACCCUUCACCGACUACACCGACUAAUUCUUCUUUAUGUACCCAAGACUGUUCCAGUUUGGGUCUGCAGUGUGUUCCAAUUUCGUCUACUGCAAAUGGCGUAACUAUAGUAACUGGGACAUGUUUGCCACUGUUUGGACGCAAUUGUGAAGACAUUGAUUGCCCUGAUAAUCAAGAGUGCUUUAUACAAUCGUUUGUUGAAAGAAACGUAACAUAUUCGCAAUGUACUCCUCUUUCUGAAACUUUCAUUUUUCGAAUGAUACCGUCAUGUGCAACAACACAAUGCCCUGAGGGAACUGUGUGCAUUGAUUUACGUUUUGGAGGCAUGCAAGUAACGGGGACAUGUUUAACAAUAAACUGUGUGAACAGUAACUCUUGUAACACUCAGUUGGGGGAAGUUUGUACAUUAGUUCCAGAUGAAUUUGGAUUUGACAAUAUCAGUUCUGUCUGCGUUUCAUUUUUUACUCAGUUCGAGUUUGGAAUUGAAACUUGUGAGCAAAAUGGUCGAGUAUGUCCUGGCAUUACAGUUUGUCACGAAGAAUUUCUUGAUGACGUUCUUUUUGGUACCUUAUGCAAUGUUAACCUACUUAACAUGGAUUGCAGUCAAGUUAGCUGCAGUGAAAAUGAACAGUGUGUAAUAACCUCUCUUUUUUCUAGCUCUCAGACUAUAGCUGCCUGUUUCCCAAACAGCAUCUUCCUUAUCCUCUUACAAAUUUUAGAAACCCUCGGUCUAGUGGAAGGUUCAACAACUACUCCACCAAAUACAGUCUCAACUUCAGCCACUCCCCUACCAACUAACAGCACUCCCUUCACUACGUCACCAACAGGGAAUCCAUUUACUACCAACCCUUCACGGACUAUGUGGUAAUCUGGUAAUGUGAUUUAGGAAAUCACCAGAACCUUGGACUUGUAAACAGGAUAUUAAUAGAUGUAGAACCUUCUAGAUGUUAGUGUAGUCUUGUACUAGUUUAAUCUAGUAACUUCUUAUUCUGGAACAUUCUUACUGUUCUGUUUUUGUAUAAUUAUUUGUGCACGUUUUAUAUCUAUCAGAGUUCUAAUUAUUUAAGUUAUUGACUACAAGACAUUACAGACUACACCGACUAAUUCUUCUUUAUGUACCCAAGACUGUUCCAGUUUUGGUCUGCAGUGCAUUCCAUUUCCGCUUACUGUAAACGGCGUAACUACAGUAACUGGGAUAUGUUUGUCACCGAUUGGACGCAAUUGUGAAGACAUUGAUUGCGCUGAUAAUCAAGAGCGUAGUAUACUAUCGUUUCCUGAGAGAAAUAUAACAUUUUCGCAAUGUACUCCUUCUGAUAAUUCCACACAAAUGAUUACUAUGUUCUCAUGUGCAACAACACAAUGCCCUGAGGGAACUGUGUGCAUUGAUUUACGCUCUGGAGACACGCAAGUAACGGGGACAUGUUUAGCAACAAACUGUGCGAACACUAACUCUUGUCAGUUGGGUGAUGUCUGCACAUUAGUUCCAGAUGAAUUUAGAUUGGACAAUAUCAGUUCUGUCUGCGUUCCAGGUUCUGUUCAGUUCCAGUUUGGAACCGAGACGUGUGAGCAAAGUGAUCAUGUAUGUCCAAGUCGUACGAUUUGUCAAGAAGCAUUUCUUGAUGACCUUCUCGGUACCAUUUGUGUGGUUAGUCAACCUCCUACGGAUUGCAGUCAAGUUAACUGCAGAGAAGAUGAAGAGUGCUUAGUAGUAACGUCUUUUGCUUCACGCUCUUCAGCUCACUGUCUUCCGAAUAAUACUUUCCCUCUCAUCUUACCAAGUUUGGAAUUCCUUGGUAUAGUGGAAAGUUCAACAACUACUCCUACUUCAGUUACCCCAACAGAAUUACUUACAACCCUCUCCGGCACUCUUGUUCCACCAACACCCCUGUCAAAUACGAGUUGUCCCUUCACUUGCUCGUUUGGAACAACUUGUGAGUUUUUAAAUGGAUUCCCAACCUGUGUACAACCAACAACAUGCACAAACGAUUUUACUGCAUUCUGUAUGCAAACCGGUUCUGUUUGUCGAGAAUCCAAUGGCACAUCACGAUGUGUUUCUCCAAGCAGCUGUGAAGAACUAGCGACUGUGUCACCAUGCCCUAAUGGAUCGCAAUGUUUUGUAAUACCUCCGUUUAUAUUUCCAGGCCUUAAUGAUACCACAGCAACCUGCUUGCCUCUGAUUGGUCGUAGCUGUGAAGAGAUAACUUGUAGUGAAAAUGAAGUGUGCAUAGUGACAGAGCUGGCAGAGAGGGAAUUGACAGCUGCUCAAUGUGAACUAUCCCGAAAUGUAAUCUCCCUUAUACCUGAGACGUGUGCUACUCUGCAAUGCAACGAGGGAAGCAUGUGUGUCGAUCUACAGAUAAAUGGAUUCCCUGUGACAGGUGCAUGCCUAGAAACAAACUGUGGAAACAGUGGAAAUAACACAGCAUGUGAUGGUGGUAGUAGGUGCAUCGAGGUGCCUUCCGAAUUUGAAAUACCGGCAGAAUCGCUGUGUGUUCCUUUUAAUGUGGCUCCUCAGUUUGGAACUCAGACAUGUGCUGAAAAUGGACGAGUCUGCGAGUCGUUCCAAGUUUGCAACGAGGCAUUCAUUAAUGGUAGUAUAAUUGGUACGGCUUGUAGCCAGUUUUCAAGUAUCAUUGCUUCAACUUGCCAAGACUCCAUGUGUGGAGAUGGUGAAGAAUGUAUACUUACAACAGUCGAGGGCUUUGGGACAGUGCAGAAUUGUCUAUCUACUGACGCUGCUGAUACAUCAGCAAUGUUUUUUGAGUUUAUUUUCGCAAACAUUUAAUCACAUUUUUGCAUACCUCUUUUAUGGUAGCUAUAUACAAAUACUGUUUCAUUGUGCUUGCAUGUAUAAUUAACAUUCCUUCUGGAUCACCGCUGUAUAGCUGUAAA